AAAAGAUGAUGAUGGAAAGAGGGGAGGGGGUUUCGAAGGUUGCUAGAGAGAAGCUCGUGGCAUGCAUGACAUGUCCCCUUUGCGAUAAGCUCUUCAAAGAUGCCACCUCCAUAUCUGAAUGCCUUCACACUUUUUGCAGAAAGUGCAUAUAUGAGAAGAUUACAGAAGAGGAGCUAGACAGCUGUCCAGUUUGCAACAUUGAUCUAGGUUGUGCUCCAUUAGAGAAACUCAGGGCAGAUAACAAUUGGCGAGAAAUAAGGAUCAAAAUCUUUCCUCCCAAACGACAGAAACCCAAGGAAUCUGAAAAAAUGUCCCUAGUCCCAUUGCCGGCUAGAAGAAAGGAGAGAUCUCUGUCUUCGCUAGUGGUCAGCACACCUAGAGUAUCAGCAAAGUCUUGUUUGACAGGAAGAAGAUCAAAGCUUACUGCAAGAAAGACUAUUGCAAGCCAAGAGCCUUCUUUGCUCAAUGAGGAACAUGUUUCAAAGCUGGAAGGUCUCCUAAGCUCACCUGAGACCUACAGCAAGAUUGCCCAAAAUAGUAGGCAGAAUUUUAAUGUUGGGGAGUCAUCCAAGCAACAUGCGCUGGAUAGAAGCACUGCUGAAGCAUUAGAAGAAAAAGGUGAUUUGUGGAAACCCUUAAAUCACCUAGUGGAAGCAGCGAGUAAAACAAAGCCUAACAAGGUCAACUCACAGGGGAGCAUUGCCAAACCAGCACCCCAUGCCCCUGGCAAUGAAGUAAAUCUCCUCAAUGUCAAGGAAUGUGGUACAGGAUCGAAUAUUCCCAGUAAAGAAAAUGACUCAACACCUGAACCUUCAACUUCAGCUAGACCAAGAAGGUCUCGAGGCAUCCGACAAAAGAGAGAAGCUGUCUCUGAGAGGUUGAAUAUUCCAGUACAAGCUGUGGUUGAUUCUAGCAAUAAAUAUGAUGGGAGAUUCAGUCCAACAUGGUUCUCCUUAGUUGCUUCUAAGAACCAGGAAGGAGAUGCACCUCUGCCUCAGAUAUCUUCGUGCUACUUAAGGGUUAAGGAUGGGAAUUUACCCGUUUCAUCAAUCAAGAAGUAUCUCGCAAGAAAACUAGGCCUUUCCAGUGAGACCGAGGUGGAGAUCUCUUUGCGGGGACAUCCAGUGCUUUCUACACUGCAGCUGCACAACCUAGUAGACUGGUGGGUGCAGACAACUCCAGCAUCAGAAAGAAUACAAGCAUUCGUCGGCAGCUCAGCCAAAGAUUUUGUUAUGGUGCUGUCAUACAGUCGAAAUGCUCGACCCCCUUAAAGCAUAAUCCAGCGAUGCUUUCAAUGGUUUCUUAGUCCAUGCAGCACAGCAAAGCAAGACUUUCUCUGGGGGAAAAUGAGUUAAAUAUUCAUUUUGUCUCUAUCUUUACAGUCAUAUAACUACAAGGCAUGCCAUUCGGCUUAAGUCUUUGGAUAGAGUUCUUGUCCAGCUUAAAUUUUUCUUGUUCUUCUCGACUUCAUUGUAAUGGAAUGAGAUUUUAAGCGAAGAAAUUCUAGUUUGAAUCAAGAAUGACAUUUAUAAAUAAACGAAAAACAUUGUACUUUCCA
Theobroma umbraticum is the source of this 1558-nucleotide messenger RNA. Its product is annotated as E3 ubiquitin protein ligase DRIP2-like. Lineage: Eukaryota; Viridiplantae; Streptophyta; Magnoliopsida; Malvales; Malvaceae. Gene Ontology annotation, molecular function: ubiquitin-protein transferase activity. The record is from RefSeq and is a predicted model, not a curated record.